AUGUCGUCGCCUUCGGAUCCCACGACGCCCUCCGCCGAGGCGGAUACCCCCCGCGUGAGCCUCACGCAGCUUCGCGGCAGGAUGAAGAGCGCCUCCAAGAUGAAACGCGACCUCGCCAUGCGCAGGCGCCUCUACGGCGUCUCCCCUGAUCACCAGUCUGUCCGCGUGAGCAAGACCCCGGGCGUCGCGGACCCCGAGGAGCGCCACUGCCUCGUCAUCUCCAUGAACAACACCUAUCGUAAGGGGUGGGACUUUGCUCAGGCCUUCAUCCUGCUCUACGUCGGCUUUGUGGUGCCAUUUCGCGUCGGACUGGACGAGCCCGCCAUGGGAGGAUGGUUCAUCGUCGAUUUACUCGUGGACCUGUACUUCUGGAUCGACAUCCUGCUCAACUUCUUCACGUCCUACUACGACGAGGACCGCGGCGAGGAGGUAUUCGAGCUCGCGGCGAUCAGCGCCAGGUACACCAGAGGGUGGUUCUGGAUCGACGUUGCCGCGGGUCUGCCCCUCGACAGCGUGGAACGAAUGCAAAACGGAACCUUCUGGUGCUCGUUCAACGCCGGCGGGUGCACCAAAGAGGGCGACGGCGACGGCGGGUUCCAGAUAUUCAAGUUCAUCAAGCUGGCGAGGAUGCUCAAGCUCUUGAGGCUCUUCAGGAUCAAGCGACUGCUCGAAAAGUACGAGCACCACUUCGUGCAUUACCUGCCGUGGGUGGACUUUGCGUCGCUCAUCGGGUUGCUCCUUUUCCUCGGGCACGUGUUCGGCUGCUUCUUCUACUUCUUCUCCACGAAGGACUGGUGGAGCGACAGCGAGAAGGAACGGCUCGGGGAGGAGGACACGUGGAUAUACUCGCAGUUCGGGGUGACCCCCGAGGACCACGGCGUGUGGACGCGGUACAUAGCGGCCAUGUACUGGGCGUUCACGACGAUGACCACGGUUGGCUACGGAGACAUCAGCGCCACGACGGUGGCGGAGAGGCUCUUCGCUAUCAUCGGCAUGAUCGCCGGUGGGUUCGUGUUCUCGCUGCUCAUCGGCAGCGUCGCGGGGGUGAUGAGCGCGUCGAAGCGCCGGGAGGUUGCCAUGCAGACGAAACUGUCGCUCGUGACCUCGUUCCUUCGAGACAACAAGGUCCCUCACGCCUUAUCCUCGAAGGUGUACCAAUUCGCGCGGCUCAGCGGCGUCGGUUCGCAGCUCGAGUCCGAACGCGUCAUACGCGGCUUACCCUACGGUUUGCGCAGGGAGUUGAUGUCGCUGCUGUUCAGGGAUCUGGUGGCGUCCAACCCGCUGUUCGUCAAGAUGGACGACGUGCUGUUCACCACCGAGUGCUGCAGCCGGAUGACGAUGAUGUUCUGGCCGAUGCACGACGUCAUCUACCGCCGGGGCGAGAUCGCGAGCGGCGUUUACUUCGUCGUGAAAGGGCUCGCGAACAUCGUCAAGGCGGGGGAGGAGGAAAAGUUCACGUUCAAGACCGGCGGGCUGCCGAACGAGAUGGUGGAGCGGAUCAUGCUGCCGGGGAGCUACUUCGGCGAGGGAAGCGUCCUCGGUUUCAAACGGCGGAACAGGACGGUGACCUCUCGAACAGCCUGCAGGUUCGCCGUCAUCGCCAAGGAGGACUUCGCGGACCUGAUCGACAUGUACCCGCGUGCGUACAAGAUCCUCGCGAAGAAUUACCUCCUGCGGGUCAAGGCGCAGAAGAUUGACCUCAAGCUCGACGCGGAUGACGAAGACGCCAAGGACCCCGCGAGCCCGGCGGACGUUACCCUGCUGGCCGAGCUCCGCCGUUCGGACACGUCAUCCACCAACGCGAACGAGGACGCCGAUACUUUGGACGCCAAGCUGGACAGACUCUCGGGCGAGCGCGAGGCGGUGGUGUCCACGCGAGCGAUCCAAAACGCUGAUAAGGACGAGUCCGAGCACGAAAAAUCCGGGGGUGCCGAUGAGGACGACGACGACGCGGUGUUCAGCGAGGAAGCCGUCGAGUUGAACGACGCUCGCGUGAGACGCGUGGGCGAAACCGGCCCGCGGGGUCUGGCCGCUUUUCGACCGACGCGGACCAACAGCGCGCUGAGGAGGCAGCUGCAGGCGACGGAGAGCGUGGACGGCUCGUCGUCGUCGGACGGGGAGGACGGAGACCUCGCGUUCGAUACGAGGCGGGCGGAGGCGGUUCGAGCGCGGCGAGACGCCAAGCGGCUGUGA
Messenger RNA from Micromonas commoda, 2193 nucleotides. RefSeq names its product voltage-gated ion channel superfamily. Gene Ontology annotation, biological process: potassium ion transport; transmembrane transport. The record is from RefSeq and is a predicted model, not a curated record. NCBI's taxonomy places the organism in Eukaryota, Viridiplantae, Chlorophyta, Mamiellophyceae, Mamiellales, Mamiellaceae. The coding region runs from base 1 to 2193 and encodes 730 amino acids. The transcript has a single exon. Gene Ontology annotation, cellular component: membrane. Gene Ontology annotation, molecular function: voltage-gated potassium channel activity.